AUGGAAAAAUACUUUAAACGUACAUCUACGAUUUCCUGUGAUGAACAAAAUAUCGGCGAAAGGAAUGUUCGAAAGAAAAGGGAUGAAAAAGAUGUUGGGGAUGUUGAUGUUGAUGUUGGAUUUGGGGAUAUUGGAGACGUUGGAAAUGUUGAGGAUAUUGGAGAUAUUGGGGAUAGUAGAGGAAAUGUUGAGGAUAUUGGAGAUGUUGGACAUGUUGGGGAUGUUGAUGUUGCACAGCCUCCCUCUGAUCCUGGAUUGAGAGUUCCAAUACAGAAUUAUGAUGUUAAUAUUCGAGAUGUGAUUCGAACAGCAUAUAUGCAAAGAGGUCCUUGUCAGCCUCGCAAUCAUAUAUUUCCACCCACAAGAAUAGGUAAAAUAGACCGACGAUUUUGUGUUUCGUGGUAUAAUGAGCAUCCCACUUGGUUGGAAUACAGUAUAGCAAAGGAUGCAAUUUUUUGCUUUUAUUGUUAUCUUUUCGGUUUGAAUGAUGGUUCAUUUGUUAAAGGUGGAUUUUCAAAUUGGAAAAAGAAAGAAUAUAUAAGGAAACAUGUUGGGGCUUCAAGUAGUUCACACAAUCAAGCUCGGGUCAAAUAUGAAUUGUUCAACAAUCAAGAACAAAGGAUGGCAUUUCGUGGACAUGAUGAAUCUGAAGAUUCAAACAAUCAAGGAAACUUUCUUGAACUGUUGCAUUGGUUGUGUGAUCAUAAUCCUGAGAUUAAGGCCGUUGCUUUGACAAAUGCACCUGAAAAUUUGAAAUUAACAUCACCAAGAGUGCAAAAAGAUAUUGUAAGUGCUAUUGCUUCUGAAUGUCUACAUGUGAUUAUCGAAAAUAUUCGUGAUAGUUUCUUCUCAAUUUUAGUUGAUGAAUCUCGAGAUACUUCUAUGAAAGAGCAAAUGUCAGUUGUCAUUCGUUAUGUGAAGAAUGGGUGUAUAUUGGAACAUUUUAUUGGUGUCAUUCAUGUUUUGAAUACCACAGCUGCCUCACUUAAGGCUGCAAUUGAUUAG
Molecule: messenger RNA, 1005 nt
Organism: Olea europaea var. sylvestris
Lineage: Eukaryota; Viridiplantae; Streptophyta; Magnoliopsida; Lamiales; Oleaceae
Product: zinc finger MYM-type protein 1-like
Exons: 2
Coding region: 1-1005 (334 amino acids)
Source: RefSeq, a predicted model, not a curated record